Molecule: messenger RNA, 1629 nt
Organism: Prorocentrum cordatum
Lineage: Eukaryota; Dinophyceae; Prorocentrales; Prorocentraceae
Source: the annotation of a GenBank genome assembly
GGCCGCGCGAGAGCGGGCGAAGUGCCGUUUUGGCUUCGCCGUUCUCACCUGGAAGUUUUGCCGCUCCCGCCCUUGCGCGGCCCGCGUAGAUUUCCUGUCGCCGAGUCGUCGGAAAGUCGGUUAGCCGCGUCCUCUCGCGCUUGCCAUGGCACGCAGCAGGAGCAGGCGGCCGCGGCAGCACGCCGCGACCGAUUCGAAUUUGAAACGCUUCUUCGAGAGAGGCUACCACUGGGGCGGCGCUUUUGAGCACCCCGACUAUUGCGUUGCGGAUGGCCACUGCUGGGAGCACCGCGGCACGGGCAUUCGGGUGUGGCGCGAUGCCAUCGACCUGUCUGGCGGGCGCGCCAGCGCCCGCGUUGUCUUCCACUACACGUCGCCCAUCGCUUUCGAUUGUAUCACGGCUCCUGAAAGGGAGGCCGAAGAAGUCUGGGCCUCGCUUGUUACGGAGGGCGAGGGCGCGAAUGCAUGGUGGGGCAAAGGAGUGUACACCGUGCCACUCGCGCCGCACCAGUGGGAUUCCGUGGCGGAGAUCCUGGACAACAACUUCCGAAAUAUGAUGGCCCGAGACGUGGUCAGCAAAGGUCGAGCGUUCGUGAACGAGGAGUACCCUCCCCGCGUGGCCUUCUGCGUCCCCAUCCUUGCCCUGCCCGACAGCCUUUACGACGUCUCCGUGAGGCCUACGCCCGAGAUGGAGGCGGCGGGCAAGCGCGCAGGGGAAAGUCUCGCCGGCAAGCUGCUGGACGAGCCAGGCAAGCCGCGCAGGUGCUGCGUGGUGCUGCGCGUGCAGGGUGUCCCAGAGGUGGAGGUGGAGGGCGCCCGCUCGCGCUUGGUGGUGGCUCUGCGCGCGCGCGCCGAAGCUGCCUCCGAGCGUUUCGGGGAGCACCACAGGGACGCCGUCGAUGCGGCGCAACGGCUGGGUAAUGUGCUCUUGGCGCAGGGCAGCGCGGUGCUCGAGCGUAGGGAGCGGAUGCUGGGGCCAGAGCACCCAGACACGUUGAUCGCCGUUAGCUGUCAGGCCUCGCUGCUGCGGGCCCGCGGUCGGCUACAAGAAACGGAGCCGCUGUACCGGCGGGUGCUGGAGGCCUCUGAGCGGACGCUGGGUCUGGAGCACCGGGACACGCUGACCUCUGUUGGCAAUUUGGCCUCGCUGCUGCAGGACCGCGGCCGGCUGAGGGAUGCCGAGACUUUGAACCGGCGGGCGCUGGAGGCCCGCGAGCGGACGCUGGGGCCAGACGGACGCUGGGGCCAGAGCACCCGCAGACGCUGAUCUGUGCUGGAAACCUGGCCUCGCUGCUGCAGGACCGCGGCCAGCCGAGGUCGUCAGGGACGCUGCGCCGGCGGGCCUCGGAGGCCCGCGAGCGGCCGCUGGGGCCGGAGCACCCGCGCACGCUGGCCUGCAACAGCGCCUUGGCCCGGCGGAGGGAGGCGGCCCAGCUGGCCAGGCGGGCCCUGCUGCGCCAACGAUCCCCUGCAUUGCGCCGGCGGGCCCUGCUGCGCCGGCGGGCCCUGCGGGGCAGGCGGCGCGGCCGAGCCCCAGCUGCAUUUUGCUGGUCGCGCCGCCCUUCCUCCUCCCUCCUGCCAGUCUCCUCCCUCGCUAUAGUCUUCUUCCUGCGACUCGCGCCCCUCCCC